Molecule: messenger RNA, 1599 nt
Organism: Coniophora puteana RWD-64-598 SS2
Lineage: Eukaryota; Fungi; Basidiomycota; Agaricomycetes; Boletales; Coniophoraceae
Exons: 9
Coding region: 1-1599 (532 amino acids)
Source: RefSeq, a predicted model, not a curated record
AUGACGAUAAUGGUGAUGACUCUGUACAGGAGAAAGAAAGAGGGGCAGAACAAGAGGGAAGGACCGGGGCCCGUCGGAAGUAGUAAGCGUCAGCGGGUAAACGAAAACGGAAGGGCUGCUCGCGAUGACCAAACAGCACAGGCGGGCCGACGCCGUGUGCGAAGAGGCGAUGGAGUGACCGCUGCUCUCAAGAAAAUCUUUGGAUUGACCGGUGGUCGUGGCGAGCAACGCCGGGAGAGCGGGCUCAUUGAAAGGGGGACGUUCUUUCAGGGCAUGAACUCUCUCGGAGUACAUCGCCUCGUCGAACGUGUAUACCCUGCUCGGGCUAAAGAGCGGCUUUAUCACGUACCCGAGCCACGGACCAGUCACGAUAGCACUGACCCCGAAGAGUCAGAGUUGGGGAACGAUCAACAAGAGAAUACGAACACUACCUCCGCUAACGAACGCGCGCAAGCACGAUCCUCACAUGUUUCCGCUGCUGCUGACACUUACCCUCCGGCGACUGGGCAGCUUCCGGAAGAUAUGAACCUCAUGACGUUAAGACCGGGAAGAGCAAGGGAAGAGGGCUUCCAUUCCAUCGCGGUUCCCACGCACCUCCUCUUACCAUCUCCGCCAGUCUCCCGAUCCCAAGCACAGACUUCCUCUGCCAUUCCUCAGCGUAUACCACAUCCACACAAACUUUUGUCAGGCGAGCCACUCUCUCCCGACCCCAAUGUUGUCCUGCACCUCCCCCACCCAGGCUCCAUGUUGCUCGCAUCAACUGUCAAGGAGUCGCCUCGACGUGCCAGUGUUACAUCAUUGCACGUUCGGUUCUCAAAACCUACCCCUACCCCCAACCGCAUCCUUGUAUCCGACGUCGCUAGCCCAUUCUCCGAAGAAUCGAAUGAUUCUACCAACCCAAACUAUCGCAUAUCCCGACCGGACCCGUCUCUAAACGCUCUCGCCCGCCGGAAGGAAGCUUUGAUUAGUAGAGUAUAUUCUUCUUCCAAGGCCCCGCGGAGAGAUUCAGCUCCCGCGAACGCAUAUACGCCACCGCUUGUACCGCUCCCGCCCGCCACGGUGGUCAACACGCCAACGACAGCACCAGCCGGCGUGUACUGGGUGUCGAGCUCUAUCCCUAUAUCGUUCACCAUACCUCCUCACCCCGCUCGUCACUUUUGCCCUCCUCUAUGCCCGAUAUUACCUCGCGACCUCCGCCUCUUCCAACCCGGAAUAGCAUCAAGGCCUGUCACAUCUCCCGUUCCGGACCGCAAGUCCUCGGGGGCAACAAGCUACUGCCUCCGCUCGUACGUAGAGCAGUCCCCCUCGUCUGAUGAGGAUUCGGAGGAAGACAAUCAAUCGCCGUCUGCGGUGACAGAGAUGAUGCCGGAUGCGUCUCGGUCGUCCAGGCGCCCACCGUGCACGAAUUGCUUCCAUUAUCUCGACUACAAGAUCCACGUCCCUGCGUAUAGCGGCCAUGCUGCGGACCCAGGAUCGAGUAUUCUCGUUACGACUCCACACCACAUUCGGUACUACGAUCUUAGCGUCAGCGACAUCUACUUGUGGAGUGCGGAUAUGAAGGGGCUGGGUAUGGGGGAUAUGAAGGCUGUCGUAGAUUGA